Penicillium olsonii is the source of this 1215-nucleotide messenger RNA. NCBI's taxonomy places the organism in Eukaryota, Fungi, Ascomycota, Eurotiomycetes, Eurotiales, Aspergillaceae. The record is from the annotation of a GenBank genome assembly.
AUGCGAUUCCCUUGUUUGUUUGCCGUGACUAGUAUCACGGGACUUGCGCUCGCGGCGCCAGGGCAGUCCAUCUCCAAACGAGCAACACCUUUCCUCUGGUUUGGAGCAAAUGAGGCCGGCGCAGAGUUCGGGAGUGGAAACAUUCCUGGGCUGUUGAAUAAGGAUUACAUCUGGCCAUCAACUUCAGCAAUUCAGACUCUGCGCGAUGGUGGAAUGAAUUUGUUCCGUGUUGCCUUCUCAAUGGAACGUUUGAUUCCUGACACCAUGACUUCCAAACCAGAUGCGACGUAUCUGGCAGAUUUGAAAAGCACGGUCGACUUUAUCACCUCCACUGGUGCAUAUGCUGUCAUCGACCCUCACAAUUUCGGACGAUACUACGGGAACGUCAUCACGUCUACCAGUGACUUUGCAGCAUUUUGGAAGACUUUGGCUACAGAGUUUGCUUCGAACGACAAGGUCAUCUUCGAUACGAACAACGAGUACCACACCAUGGACCAAACCUUGGUUCUUGACCUCAACCAAGCUGCCAUCGACGCAAUUAGGGCUGCCGGUGCCAAGUCCCAGUAUAUCUUCGUUGAAGGAAACUCAUGGAGCGGAGCGUGGACCUGGACCACUGUCAAUGACAACAUGAAGGCAUUGACCGACCCAGAAGACUUGAUCGUCUACGAAAUGCAUCAAUACCUGGACUCCGAUGGCUCUGGUACAUCCGAGACUUGUGUCAGCUCGACAAUUGGUCAGGAGCGUGUGGUGGCUGCCACGAAAUGGCUCAAGGAUAAUGGCAAAAAGGCAUUCCUGGGCGAAUUCGCUGGCGGCGCCAACUCUGUCUGCAAAACUGCUGUGACUGGCAUGCUUGAUUACCUGUCCGCCAACAGCGAUGUCUGGCUAGGCGCAGCUUGGUGGUCUGCUGGACCAUGGUGGGGAGACUACAUGUACAGCCUUGAGUCGCCAUCGGGCACCGGCUAUACAUACUACAUGAGUCUUCUUCAGUCAUACGUCCCCGGUUCCGGUGGCUCUACCCCGACAAGCAUACCCACUACCACCGGGGCCACAGCCACUGCUACAACCACCAAGGCCACGACAACCACGACAGCCGCAAGCACUACAGGAGCUGCUCAUUACGCACAGUGCGGUGGGUCUAGCUGGACUGGUUCCACCACAUGCGCCAGCCCGUAUACCUGCCAGAAGCAAAAUGACUUCUAUUCCCAAUGUCUGUAA